GUCGCGUCACUGAACGCGUACAUCAUCAGUGUCAAAAGCAACUCUUGGGCACUUUGGGAGAUAUUCAGACUGAUCAUGACGACUCACGAGUUUUUUGUUGACAUGACAUGUGAAGGAUGCUCGGGUGCAGUAACUCGUGUUCUUAAAAAACUGGAUGUAAAAUUUGACAUUGAUCUCCCCAACAAGAAGGUUGUUAUUGAGUCAGACAAAGACACAGAUGUGCUGCUAGAAACACUGAAAAAGACUGGAAAAACAGUGACCUACAUCGGACCAAAAUGACAAGGCAGUCAUCCAUGGCACACUGUUACAGCAAGAUCAUAAUUGUGCUGCUUUGAAGACUAUGAAGUGGGACAGCUCAUAGGACAAAUCAUUACAUUUCUUGAUUGCUUCUGGUAUUUUUGGGACCAUCAGGAUUAAAAAAGUCUGUAUAUCAAAGCACCCUGAAGAAUCACUACAAGACUGUCUUUUUUUUGGCAGUUAUAAGUAUGGCAUGUAACUUUUUACUAUGUGGCUGUGUACGUUCCUCAUCUAAAGUUCUCCAGUCUGCAUGUGAUUGUGAUGCUCACAUGACAAAAUAAAGAUUUCCUGUAUUUG
Paramisgurnus dabryanus is the source of this 594-nucleotide messenger RNA. RefSeq names its product antioxidant 1 copper chaperone (gene atox1). Gene Ontology annotation, cellular component: cytosol. The record is from RefSeq and is a predicted model, not a curated record. Gene Ontology annotation, molecular function: metal ion binding; copper chaperone activity. Gene Ontology annotation, biological process: copper ion transport. Lineage: Eukaryota; Metazoa; Chordata; Actinopteri; Cypriniformes; Cobitidae.